Messenger RNA from Laetiporus sulphureus 93-53, 2163 nucleotides. Its product is annotated as glycoside hydrolase family 13 protein. The transcript has 9 exons. The coding region runs from base 270 to 1871 and encodes 533 amino acids. Gene Ontology annotation, biological process: carbohydrate catabolic process. Gene Ontology annotation, molecular function: calcium ion binding; alpha-amylase activity. The record is from RefSeq and is a predicted model, not a curated record. NCBI's taxonomy places the organism in Eukaryota, Fungi, Basidiomycota, Agaricomycetes, Polyporales, Laetiporaceae.
GCUGAGAUAAGAUCUUGCGGGCGUCCAUAAAAGGGCGAGGACGCGCCCGAUUUGGCGUUGAGAGCUCCUGAGGGAUCGGAGAGAGAAGUCCGGCGAGUCCAGCCAAGGAGACCCUCGAUGAGCAUGAAGCCCGGGUUACUGCGGCUUCUAUUCGGCCUCCCCCUCUCUUCUCCCCAUCUAUCACUGUACCGCCCGCAGAACGCCCUAGCUCACCUUUUCAGCUCUCGCAGGCAGGGGCAGACCGUCCCCCUCACCCACCGGUCCCCGCCAUGUUGUGGUCCCUGCUCACCCUCUUCGCCACGCCCGUCUUCGCCGCUUCAGCGGAGAACUGGCAGACGCGCUCCAUCUAUCAGCUCGUCACCGACCGCUUCGCCACCUCGGACGGCUCUGCCCCGCCAUGCGACACCGGCGAGCGCAAGUACUGCAACGGCACAUGGCAGGGCGUCAUCAACCAGCUCUCCUACAUCCAGGACAUGGGCUUUGACGCCAUAUGGAUCUCCCCCGUCGUCGCGAACCUCGAGGGCGACACCGGAGACGGGGAGGCAUACCACGGGUACUGGGCGGUCGACCAGAACACGCUCAACUCGCACUUUGGCACCGAUGGAGACCUCCAGCUGCUCGCAGAGACCCUGCACCAGCGCGGGAUGUAUCUCAUGCUCGACGUCGUCGUCAACCACAUGGCCGCCGACACCCUCCCGCCAAACUACGCGUCCUUCACCCCAUUCGACAAUCAGUCAGACUUUCAUCCCUUUUGCUGGAUCACAGACUAUAACAACCAGACUAACGUCGAGCAGUGCUGGCUCGGCGACACGAACGUUCCCCUCGUGGACAACAACACCGAGGAUGACGACAUCGUGGAGUUUUUCAACGAUUGGAUCAAGAACCUAGUGAACAUGUAUAAUGCGGAUGGCGUGCGGAUUGACACCGUGAAACACAUCAGGAAGGACUUCUGGCCGGCGUUCGUCGCAGCCGCCGGCGUGUUCUCCAUCGGCGAAGUUCUGAGCGGCGACGUCCAGUACGUGGCCAACUACACCGGAUACGUCGACAGCGUCUUGGACUACCCGACGUACUACCCGCUCGUGCGGGCGUUCAACGGGACGAGCGGCAAUCUGACCGAGCUCGCCGAGACGGUGAAGCAGUCGCAAAAGGCGUACCGCCUCGGCGAGUUCAUGACCGGGUCCUUCCUCGAGAACGCGGACAACCCGCGCUUCCAGUCGUUCGAGACCGACCAGGCGCUUGUGAAGAAUGCUAUGACAUGGCCGUUCAUACAGGAUGGGAUCCCGAUCCUGUACUACGGUCAGGAGCAGGGCUACACGGGCGGCAACGACCCGUACAACCGCGAAGCACUGUGGUUAUCGGGCUACGUGAUGGACAAGCCGCUCGUCAUCCACGUCCGCACGCUCAACGCCGCGCGCAAGGCCGCGAUCGAUGCAAGCAGCGACUACCUCAACACCGCGGUCGAGUUCGCGUCGGUGUCCGAGUCGUCGCUCGCGGUGGUCAAGUCGCCGAUGCUCACGCUGCUCACGAACGGCGGGAGCGGCUCGACGCCGGCGUGGAGCGUGGCGGACGCGAACUACUCGGCGGGGGAGGCGCUCAUCGAUGUCCUCACGUGUGAUGAGUUCAAGGCGGACAAGAACGGGGGGGUGAGCGUGCAGGGGGAGAACGGGAUGCCGAAGGUGGUUUUGCCCGUGUCGGUGUUUAACAGCACGUAUUGCAAUCAUCUGCUGAAUGAUGUGAGCGGGAACACGAGCGCGUCGGGGACGCCUGCGUCUGCGGUGGGGAAGGUGGUGGUGAGGUUGUCUGCGGUGAUCGCGACUGCGCUGGCGGUGAUGGGCGGGCUUGUCCUGGGAGUCGUGCCGGGCGUGGUUUGACGUUUGACGUGGAGCUCGAGGUUGAGGUUGGGGACGGGAUCCUGGGAGGGAGGUAGUGGGUCCAGGGAAGAGGGUGCUGAGGGUGGGCUGGGACCACUCGUUGGCGUUCGAAAAGAAAUGGGUGCGUCGCGCCUGUCGCUUCUUGGAAUACAUGCGUAGACUGUGAAUGUAUCAUGUCGGACUGGCCUAUUCGCGUUCAUACUAUGGAUUUUGACUGUACUAUCGCUUGUUUGUCUGUGCGUAGAGUUGUGUACCAAAGAUGUUGUGCAUUAGAGAUUUUUCUUGUUUCAGC